AUGAUUGUCCUCUCCAAGAUCAAGGCCCUCACGGCCUUGACAGCUCUGUCUGGUGCACUUGCCUCUCCACUCUCAAACAAGAUCGAAACGAUCAAACAGCUCCUCGGUCGAGACACUUUGGAGUGGACGGCCCUCGGAGACUCCCACUCCUCAGGUGUCGGAGCCGGAGAUUAUAUCUCCAACUCCUACCGUUGCCUUCGCUAUAACCACGCCUACCCCGUUCUGAUGGACGGUGAUGCAAGGCUUCCCACGGGACACGACUUCGACAACGUCUCGAGAAGGGUCGCAAAGGGCCCGGCCGGUGACGGCUUCAAGCUCUACGUCACGGGUUUCCCACAAUUCUUCAGCGUCGAGACAACCGAAUGCGACGAUGUCACUUUCGCCCGGACGGCCAAUCCCAAGGAUGACGGAAAAGAGCAUACGAAACUGACGCAAGACCUUCGAAAAGAAUUCAACGACAUGAGCGUCCAGCUAAACAAGGCCAUCGAGGACGCGGUGUCGAGGAAUAAAGACCAGGGCGUCAAAUGGAUCCCCACCGACGGCGAGAUGGAGGGCCAUAGGUACUGUGAGCCCGGAGUCAAUGAGCCAGACCAGCACAAUCCCAACCUCUGGCUCUUCCAUUACCCUUACAACGAAGCUAAAGAUGACACCGUCGAUGGACCUCUCCAGAAGGCUCUUGACAAGGUCACCGCUGCCGCCGAUAUCAAUGCCAAGUUCAAGACGUAUAACGAUUUCCAGAAUGCCCUUUUCGACGCCAUCGAGGUUGGCGAUCCCAACACCGAGGGCAUCCAAGAUCCCCUCUGGCGCGGCAUUGGCAACAGGGUGAAGGUCUUCCAUCCGCAGAACGCCCUCCACGAAAAGAUCCGAGAUCUGGUUUUGGACGCGUACAUCAACGACCUGCAGGGCAGCCAGGGGGGCCCUGCUGGCGGCGACGCAGCCGGUGACGAAAUCAGCCAAUGCUUCUUCUACCUGCAGCAAUACCGCCGCUGCGAGCCCUCCGGUGAAGAGUACUUUGCCACAUUAGACAUGCGACAGCCCGAUGGCCUACGGAUCGACGAAGCGUCCAGGCCCGACAUCACGGCGGCCAAUCAGGCCAGUCCGUUAGUUGUCACCGGUGGCGCUUUGAAGAAGGAUUUCUCGGCCGUUGGAAAGUUCGAUACAGGCAAUCAGGGCGACGAGCAGGCCAUGUACUUUACCUACGGACCUCCAGUGGAAUUCGGCGAAUAA
Messenger RNA from Scedosporium apiospermum, 1227 nucleotides. RefSeq names its product Palmitoyl-CoA hydrolase. Bases 1 to 1227 code for a protein of 408 amino acids. Gene Ontology annotation, biological process: triglyceride catabolic process. Gene Ontology annotation, molecular function: triacylglycerol lipase activity. The transcript has 2 exons. Lineage: Eukaryota; Fungi; Ascomycota; Sordariomycetes; Microascales; Microascaceae. The record is from RefSeq and is a predicted model, not a curated record.